Tilletiaria anomala UBC 951 is the source of this 1821-nucleotide messenger RNA. RefSeq lists its product as uncharacterized. Gene Ontology annotation, molecular function: ferric-chelate reductase activity. NCBI's taxonomy places the organism in Eukaryota, Fungi, Basidiomycota, Exobasidiomycetes, Georgefischeriales, Tilletiariaceae. Bases 1 to 1821 code for a protein of 606 amino acids. Gene Ontology annotation, cellular component: plasma membrane. The transcript is spliced from 3 exons. The record is from RefSeq and is a predicted model, not a curated record. Gene Ontology annotation, biological process: copper ion import; intracellular iron ion homeostasis; iron ion transport.
AUGCUAUCUACAAGAUGCGAUACGGCAUUAGGAAGAAGCGUUCGAAAUAGCAUCAUCGAAGCUCCGCUCUUCGGAACCCGUCGAGCAGCACCGUACUCCGCUUGUGCGGGCAUUUUCAACUUCAGGGUCCCAGGUCGAGCUCACACCAUCCUCAUACUCGCCGCACUGCUCGCCAACGUAUUGGGGCUUUUCUCCUUCUACACGUAUGUACCAGCUCAUGCGGCCGCAACUGUCGGCGACCCAUGGCGCCAAGCGGUGAGGUUUUUCGCUGACCGUGCAGCAUGUCUGGCAGUGGCUCAGCUUCCCAUCGUCUUCCUGCUGGCUGGACGCAAUUCACCCGUGGCUAUCUUGAGCGGCAUCUCAUUCAACACGCAGAUGUUGUAUCACCGUUGGUUCGCCCGAAUCGUCCUCUUCCAGGCGUUCGCGCACGCAGCCAGCUACACAAUCCGCCAUGCGCCUGGCCAGUUGAAUGACUAUUCUGAUUUCAUGGCCAAGGCGUACGUGCGAUGGGGCGCGACAGCUCUCACCAUGCUUGCGGCUUUGUGCUUCUUCUCGUUUACCCUCUUCCGCAAGCAUUCGUACGAGGUCUUUCUCGUCACCCACAUCGUCUUUGUCGUGCUGACUUUAGUGGGCAUCCACAAACACUUGCAAGGGGCGGGUGUCUCCCCGCUCUCCGAUUUUUUUGUUAUCCUCUUCUUCUCUAUUGCAUGCUGGCUCUUCGACAGAGGUGUCCGCACUGUCCGUCUCGUCUUCCUCAACAUCGCCUUCAUCGCGAGUAAGGACGGCGGCCACUUCACGCGGAUGCGAGCCACAGCACUCCCAGACGGGACGCUGCACAUCCGCGUCUUCCUUCCCGGCCGGGCGACAAGCGCAUCGGCCAUAUUCUCCGCUCAGCCAGGACAGCACGUUUUCUUCGCUUGCCCUAGCAUCCAAGCACUAGCUCUACAUCCUUUCACUGUCAUGGCGCGCGGCGUUGACCCACAGCGAGUGCAGGCAUACAUCGACCUCGGCGUACAACCUAUGAACGGCUUCACGCGCCGCCUUGCAGCGCGGGUUCAGCGGUCGUCUGAGCACAUCUUGGAAUGCACGGCACUCGUAGAGGGCCCGUACGGGCGUGUGCCUUGCCUGCAGGAUUAUGCGAAUAUUGUGCUGUUCGCUGGCGGGAUUGGUAUUACGCACUGCUUGGCUGCGCUGUCACAAGCUCUACACGCUGCUAACUCAGCAAUCGUCGACAGCGAAAAGGGACCAGUGCAUGGCAGACGCAUCACGCUCGUAUGGGCGCACAAGGAACGCACAACGUUUAACAUCGCUGUGCCGUACCUCCAUGACGCUGCAACUCUUUUGAGAGAUAAUCCCGAUGCACCACAUAUCACCGUGCAUGCGUUUGCCACCCGCUCGCCUAUGCAGAAGACCACUUCCGACCCAAUAUCUCCAUCCUCAUCAUCCCCCUCAUCCGUGUCGCUUGAUGCUGCAGCUUGCAAGGAUCUUAGCAAGCUGCUGGUCGGCUCACCGAUCUCGGAAGCGUACGCCCUCAAUAAAAUGGAUUGCUCCUCCACUACUGCUUUUGACACACACAUGCUGUCGUUGGAGGAUGUACUCGACGUCAAGUUCCAUUCGGGCCGACCGGUCCUCAUUCGAGAGCUGGAGUGCGCGAUCGAGCAAGACUCUGCUUCGCUGCUCGGUCCUGCAGAGCCAACACGCACGGCCGUCGUCUGCUGCGGCGCAGCCGCGUUUGCUGACAUGGUGCGUGACAGCGUACGGAAGACGCGUUCGGCAAAAGGUAUUAGCAUUGAUUACUUCGAGGAGGCAUUCGCAUGGUGA